GGUGAAAAGUUUGAAUUUGUUUGCGAAGUCCUAUUCAACGUCCUAAACGCUGACGUAGCACCUGUUUAUGACAAAAAUAAUUCAAUAACAAAAUCUAUGGCAAUAACUAAUGAAAAAGCUGGUAAGCCGAAAACAAAUCAAGAUACAUUUAAUGAAGCGACACUUAAGGAUAUGUGCGGUAAAGUGACCGACCAGAUAAAGCAAUAUUUCUGUAGCAAUUGUGAAUGCGUUACAGAGUAUGAGCCAGACACAAUAAAACAAAUGAUGCAAAAGCAUAAGCAAAGCAUAAAACUUUAUAAAGAGCUAUCCACAGUUGUGACAAAACUCGGUGAUGAACUCAUAAAGAGUCCAAAAGACUUUAUGUUGUCAGUGAAACGAGCGUGUUAUGCCAAAACGACGUCGACCCAAUUUGUGGAGUAUCCAAUGCGGGUCGAUCAAGACCCACCAAUAGUGGUGCUCGGUCCUCAUGGUACUGAGGUUCCGGAAACGAGGUACUCUAAAAUUCGCUGGAAUACGCCACAAGGCGCGGCGCGCAUGCUAUGUGCACUGGUAUUUGAUCGCAAUACAAUAUUGAUGACAAAUUUUUCAGAUACAAUAUUGGAUCCUUAUAAGGUUUCUGAUAUUGAAUACUGCAUAAAAGCUAACACUAAAGCCACGUCUGAAGAAAUACACAAAGCCAUCGCCAAGAAGUGUCAUGAUACCCAUGUUAAAUUCAUGAAAUAUAGAUUAAGCCAUGGUAUUGAGUUUUAAAUUAUGUACAUUUAUCCUAAGUUGACGAAAAUAUUGUUUUACUUACACGAUAAGUACUUGCCAACAUAAACAUAUUCAUACUUUAAUUUAUAGUGCAUAAUUUUAAAUUGUAAUAAUCAUAACACAGCCUUCAUAGUUGUAUAUGCCCUUCAAUUAAUAAUAAUAUUUUUGUUUUUGUUUUCAAUAGAGUUGGAU
Rhagoletis pomonella (apple maggot) is the source of this 945-nucleotide messenger RNA. Its product is annotated as early boundary activity protein 1-like. The record is from RefSeq and is a predicted model, not a curated record. The coding region runs from base 97 to 750 and encodes 217 amino acids. Lineage: Eukaryota; Metazoa; Arthropoda; Insecta; Diptera; Tephritidae. The transcript has a single exon.